AUGGAGAACUGCAGGUUCUGCCGUUCGGAAACGCCUGAGUGCUUCGAAUGUGAGGCGUGCCUGUCAGAGGGCGGUUACGGCCCCGGUCGUACCGUCUACGUCUGCAGGGCAUGCGUCAGACAAGGCGUGGCAUGCGAGUGCGACAAAGCAAUUACCAUGGAGGACAUUGCCACUCCGGCCGAACACCUUGUCAGGUACUUCCACAGAGAAGGCAUUCAAGCCGCAUGCGACACUGACACUGUCAGAAUUGAACGUGCCGUGGCAGCGCUGAUCACCCGGGAGUGUGGGGUCUGGUGGUACCGCCUGUACAGCUGCCGCCAUGCAGGCAGCAGGCAACUUCAACUUUCUACCGGCGUGCUGUUCGCACUGGAUGCUGCAGAAGGUCGACUGGUCAGAGAGCUGGACUCAUCCGAGUCUGAGUCGUUUCGCAGCGCUUUCUGGUGGAAACGUCCAUGGACCGCAUGGGUGCUCAGCAUGAUCCGAUUCAAGGCAGGGCCCGUAAACUUGAUGAGCUUGUGCCCCACGUAUCCCUCGCGAGAGCGGCUAGCACGAGACCUCAUGAAGCAAGGCAUCAGGCCCGGUACUGAAGGCAAGCCUUGUGCGCUAAGCCUGGCGACAGUAGUGUUGGUCACAGAAGAGGGGCCUUGGCGGCCUUGGUAUUUCUUUUACCCGUUCCAGUCCGUUGACGAAGGGGAACAAGUCAUGCACAAGUGGUCGGGCACAGUUGGCAUCUUGUUCAGGCUUCGGCUUAGUGCCGAACGAGAUGCUAUACGUCUCGUUGAGGCAGGACUCAACACACCAUGCUUCGAACGCUUGUGGCAACAGUCGCUCAGGGCAAUCCGAAGCAAGACAGACGUUUAG
Symbiodinium sp. CCMP2592 is the source of this 861-nucleotide messenger RNA. Lineage: Eukaryota; Dinophyceae; Suessiales; Symbiodiniaceae. The record is from the annotation of a GenBank genome assembly.